AUGUCAAGUAGAAUUCCUCAUUCUAUUCAACAGGACUACAAACAAGUCACUCCGGUUGAAACGAAUGGUUUUGUCCACAGCCCCGACCGGUCCAUGGAUCCGGUCCCGGAAAACGAAGACGAUAAUCACGUUGAUGUUGAUGACGCGGUAGAUCAGAAUACUGAGGCCACUUAUCAGACAGACCGCGUCGUGCCGAUUGUGAACUGUCCUGGUCCCGUACAAUCGAUCGUAAAUCGUCAUUCUGUUCACGAAAUCGAGACACCGAAUAGAUUGAAAUUACCAGAGCAUCAGCCAGUCUCGAGCACACCACACGCAGUUCGGGACCAGUGUCUCUCAAUUCAAUUAAAUGUACCACCGCUUCGACGUGCACCACGCUCUGACGAUCCAGCUCAAAGAUCGGCGAAUGGUGUGUCAGGACGUGUGAUACGGUUUGUUUUAGCUAUCACCCCAAAAACGUUAUUCCUCGAUGUCAAUCCCACUCUUCGACCGAUAAAUGUCUCUAUGCCAGAGGAACUUGAAGUGGCUAGUGCUGUCCCACUGGUACCGGAACUACCUCAACCCGCUUCAGUUCGUCUUCGUUGCCACAAUUCCGACACGAAAACUCCCGCCCCCUGUUUGACCACUGCUGCCCAACAUCCAGUACCGGUAACUUCCCCGAAGUCACGUCCAAUAUUCUCACCAAAAGGUAAACGAAAAUUGCGUGACAUUAAGGCCAAGGUCCAUUCUCGUUCCUUGUCGAACAUUAGACAAUUGGACAAAAUCGAUUCGGAUGUGUUGGACCCGCUGAAUCGAACUCUGCUUGGUUCUGAUCGUGGUCUCGGUUCGGGACUGACGGCCUCGGUUCACACGUUACCCACA
This is a messenger RNA of Echinostoma caproni, 858 nucleotides long. The record is from the annotation of a GenBank genome assembly. NCBI's taxonomy places the organism in Eukaryota, Metazoa, Platyhelminthes, Trematoda, Plagiorchiida, Echinostomatidae.